Messenger RNA from Helianthus annuus (common sunflower), 3149 nucleotides. Its product is annotated as BTB/POZ domain-containing protein FBL11. Gene Ontology annotation, molecular function: protein binding. The record is from RefSeq and is a predicted model, not a curated record. The transcript has 18 exons. NCBI's taxonomy places the organism in Eukaryota, Viridiplantae, Streptophyta, Magnoliopsida, Asterales, Asteraceae. Gene Ontology annotation, biological process: SCF-dependent proteasomal ubiquitin-dependent protein catabolic process. Bases 43 to 2817 code for a protein of 924 amino acids. Gene Ontology annotation, cellular component: SCF ubiquitin ligase complex.
UUUUAACGCAUAUUUUUUAGGAGGUCCGUCCGGUAGCACUGGAUGGCGUUGACCGACGACGAUGUCUGGGUAGUUCUGAAAUGCAUAGAUCCUGAUGAGUCCAAUCCUAAUGAAGUUGACGAUGAAGUUCAGAUAUCAACGGCGGAUGUUUACAGUUGGAACUUCUCCUCAAUCCUCCAACACAGAAUCCUUAAACUUAAAGCUCACAGAAACAGGCUAAUUGAAAAUUCAUCCUAUUUCCAUGGACUCCUUGGAGGAAACUUCAGGGAUCCAGACGAUGAAGUCUUAAUUCAGUGGAACCGGUCAACAUUUUUGAGUCUUUUGGCUUCAGUGUUUGGUUCUCCUCUGGAUGUCACCUCACAAAAUUUUCUCUCUAUAUUUGAGGGUGCCCUUUAUUUUGGUAUGGAGAUGAUUCUCUCACAAUGUAAGAUGUGGUUAGCAAAGGCGUUAUCGAUGACUGGAGUUCCGUCGGUGCAACUUAAUGACCUUGUCAGUAUAUGGGAAUUUGGGUCUGAACUGUUGGACUAUCUUCGUGAGCUAUGUACAAGCUAUCUUGCAAGGAACUUUGUUUGGGCCUUAUCCUGUCCCUCCUUUGGUGAUGUUCCAUAUGAUUUGCUGCUUUCUACUAUAAAGCAUCCGCAUUUGACUGUUGAUAGUGAAAAACAGCUUUGUGAUCACCUUCUGCUUUGGAUUGAUGCUAACAAGGAAUGUUGUACUGAGGAUCUAUGUAUCACACUUUUGAAGCAGAUUCGUAUUAGCCUUCUACCACUGUGGUUCGCUGCUGGGAAAAACACCUAUCAGUCGUUAUCCAUGUGUUCUAAUGGAAGUUCCUGUGGGGCCCUUACCCUGUUGAAACAACCUCUCACAUGUUUAAGGGGAGACGGUGACUUGCUUAAUCUUAAAAUUCGUUUGACUGAGUUCACUCAGCGAGUGGAUCUUGCAGGAUGUCCACAGAUAACACCAGUGGUUCUUCUCUUGUCGAUGCUUCCAUCUUCGUUUAGCUUGGAACCUCUGACGAGAAAUAAAAUUGUGCAAUUACUCAUCAAUCAUGAAUCUCUUAGGGGAAAUUCAUGUGAGCUGUGGUCAAGGUUGACAUUUGAAGCAGUGCAUGAGAUAGAUAUCUCCAAUUGUCCGAUGCUACAUCUUGAGGACGCUGUUGAGUGCUUUAGUAAGUCAUUUCCAUCGUUGAGAAAGUUGAAGGCGGCUAAUUGUUUGAGAUUCAGGACGAGAAAAUUAUUGCAGCUGCUGGUUGACAGAUGUCCAUUGCUUUGUGAUAUCGACUUAACUGUCGAUGUCAGUCCAGUAAUCAUCACUCAAAUGUCUGUAACUGAAUCAUCAUUUGGCUCCAUUAGUUCUCCUUUGCCUGUGUUAUGUUCUAGACCGUUGCCAUCCAAUAUUACAAAGCUCACACUGGAGGGACUAAUUGAUGUCACUGAUUAUGACCUCCAACGCAUAUCUGAUAUCUGUGUUUCGUUAACUUACAUAAGCCUUAAAGGCUGUAUUUUGGUGAGUGAUGCUGGCAUAUCUUCACUUAUAUGCAGUUGUUUGAAGCUAAACUCAAUUGUGGCAUGUGACACUUGUUUUGGACAACAAUCAAUUCUGGCUCUUUGCUCUUUAAAUGCCUGUUAUGAUCAUGUUGCUGCAAAACAUAGUAAACCGAACAUUCUCCAGGGUUCUAAUCUUCAAAUGCUGCAUAUCGGUGGCUGCAAAGGGAUCAGUAUGAUGUCUUUAUCCAAGCUUAUGUCUCAAGCCUACAUGCUGAAGAAUCUUUGUUUAAGGGACACCGAAGUCGUCGAUGAUUGCCUUUUUAAUCUCGGUGGUUCUUCAUUAGAGGUGCUUGAUGUCUCCAAUACCAAGGUUUCUGCUGCUGCUAUGGCUCAUGUUAUAGGCCAAAAUCCUGGUUUAAAAUGUUUAAAAGCAAGAGGAUGUAAGAAUCUGCUUCAGCAAGGAAGUAAAACCGAAAAUAAAAACCUUUACGUUGAGCUUGGGAAGGUGUGCAAAUUGGAUGAAAUUGGUGUUGGGUGGGGAUUUUCAUUCUUGUCUCUUGAGGGUUUGAAGCCUGCCGUUUCAUUUCUAAAAGCAAUAGAAGUGGGCUUAGGUGGACUUUUGGGCCAUGACGGGCUGAAAUGGCUACCUUUAACGUGUCCCUUACUGGAGUCAAUAGUUCUGUAUUUUCAGGUGAUUUCUGAUGAUCUCAUAGUGAAUAUGUUGGAAUCCCUGCGACACCUAAAAUCAUUGGCAUUAUGCCAUUGUCUUGGUGAGACGUCUUCAUUGAGUUUUAAAGUCAGCAUGCCAAAUUUGAGAAAGUUGAGACUUGAAAGAGUAGCACCUUGGAUGAGAAAUGCUGAUUUGAUUAGUCUGAGUCAGAACUGUGCAAACUUGAUUGAGCUUUCGUUGCUGGGAUGCAGACUUCUGGAUUCAGAAUCGCAAAAGAUCAUUUCAAGAGGUUGGCCAUGUUUGACUUCUGUUCAUCUAGAGGAAUGUGGACAAGUGACGAGUAACGGUGUUGAGGCUCUUUUUGACUGCCAUGCCCUUGAAGAUGUAUUGUUGCGCCACAAUGGUUCUGGGAUCCAGAAAGGCUUUAUUGGUGAUGCAGUCACCAAGCUGCCGAUGCUUCGAAAAUUGUCGCUUGAUAUAUGUGAUGCAAAAUACGGAGAGUUUGACAUUCCAGAGUUGGAUGAUAGACACUUGUUAAACCAUGUGAAAAUAGCAAGAUGUAAAUCUCGGAAUGUUGGGGCGUCGGUACACAGGGAAACUUUGGUACUCAUGUGGGAUGGCAAACAGAUUAUCAGAACCCUAGUCAAGGAAAGAGUCUAGCAUUUCAGGCUUUCAGCAAGAAAAGCAUGAUGUGGAAAAUAUAGCCGUCAUUUCUCACAGUUUGAUGUGUGCUAGCAUCAAAAUUAAAUUGUAUUUUGGUGCAAUUAAUUAAUUAAUUAAUUAAUUUAUGAAGUAGGUUCCUUACAAGAGCUGUGCCUUUUAGGAUUGUUCACCCCCCAAAACAAACAAAUCUAAGCCAAAUAUGUAAUUUAAAAUUAGUAAACGUAGGUUACUUCCUGACCGAACCAUGUUCACGGUAUGUGGUCUUUGUGUUCACAUUCUCAUUACAUUUGUCAUAUGUUCACAAUGUGCUUUUGACGAUUUUCACAGUU